Messenger RNA from Caenorhabditis auriculariae, 1545 nucleotides. The record is from the annotation of a GenBank genome assembly. Lineage: Eukaryota; Metazoa; Nematoda; Chromadorea; Rhabditida; Rhabditidae.
AUGGGAGAGGUUGUGGAGAAUCUGUCGCUACGUCUCCUGUUCGUAUUUCUGAUCACGGAUCUCAUUCUUUGUUUUUAUAUUAUCAUCUGGCCGAAGAGGCUGCUCCGGGGAGAUCGCGCACCUUUUUUGGCUUUUCAGGUUUUCAACCCUUUUUUUUUCAAAACUAAUAAACAUUUUCAGAUCAUCGCAAUGUUCGGGACGUUCGUGAGCAUGGUUUAUUGCUUCUACUUCGACAGAUAUAAAAUAAUGAUCUUUGGAGCUGUGGUCCAAACCUACUGCAAGGUUGAUUGUUCUUUCAUUCAGAAUCGCGCACAAGUAUUCUCAAGGGCUUCCCAUUAAGCCUCACCUCAUGCGAUCAUAACCUACGAGAGUAAAGAACAUUUUAUACUUUCACAUAUAACAGAUCAUGUAGUCCUAACAGUCGAAAACCGUUUCAAGUAGGCUGCACUAAAACAAAAAAUCAUUCCUUUUGCGACAACGUUAUUCAAGAUCUGAAAAUAAAGUGUCACACUCACAGCAGGCCGUCCUUCGGGCGACCAAAACUCAAAAAAAGAAAGAAAUCAAAAAUCCUGAACUUGAAAGCUACAUUCUGGGAUUGCAUAUGGUAAGGCUCGGCUUAGCUGAUACUAUCCUGCGCAAGUCGUUUUUAUGUCGGUCGCACUCAACAUUUUGUAGCCCCUACUCCUGGCCUUUUACGACGUGAUGGUGCUGGUGACGUUGCAUGUCUCCGUCAACUGCUUCCGACGCUACCGGACGCUUCUCGACCCGAACGACGUCAUCCGCGACUACAACCGCCAUCUCAUCUGCAUCUACGUCGUCCUCCUCGGCCUCCUCAUUCCUGACGCCUUCCAAACGGGCUUCGCCAGCUCGGCCUUCAUGGGAGUGCAUCUGUCAGUCGACGUCGGCCUCUUCGGCCUUCUGACCUUCGUCGUCUUCAAAAUACAGAGCAUCAUAAGGCAGACGCCUGAAAGGGAAGACCGGAGCGUGAUCAUCACCAAUACUCAACUGGGACUGGCUCAGGUUCCGUUUCAUCUAUGAACCAGAAAUUCUAAAAAAAAACUUUGAAAGUAAGAAAAUUUCGUCAAUCCUAACGUUACCUACGUGAGCAACGGAUUUCUCGUAAUAAUAUUGAAGUUGACCUGAGAUCUAAAGAACCAUUGAAAAAUUUUAGAAAAAGGGUUUUCGAGCGAUUUCAAAGUAUCGGGGUUCAACUUUAAAAAAAGAAAAAGGAUCCUAUCUUGCCAGGUGUUCGCGCCGAUGACGUCCCUAUUCUUGGCGAACUUCUCCUACCACCUCAACACGCUCUUCUACCCCAACGACGGCCUUUUCACCACGACGAUGGUCUUCUACGUGCUCUUCCCGAUGGUCAAGUCGAUUUCGAUCCGCGUAUGCCGAAUCGGUCGCCAUCCGGGAAUCAAACCGGUCGGCUUCAUUCCUGGCUCCGCAGCAGCUCCUGUCAUCGUCGCCCAACCGUUUCCUUCCGUCCAACCUCCCAACCAAAUGGCGAAUCUCCCGCCUUACCCCGGAUUUGUCCCUCAGAAGUAG